This is a messenger RNA of Branchiostoma floridae (Florida lancelet), 1284 nucleotides long. RefSeq lists its product as uncharacterized. NCBI's taxonomy places the organism in Eukaryota, Metazoa, Chordata, Leptocardii, Amphioxiformes, Branchiostomatidae. The coding region runs from base 113 to 964 and encodes 283 amino acids. The transcript has 5 exons. The record is from RefSeq and is a predicted model, not a curated record.
GAGAGUAGAGUCGGCCGGGUAGCAGGAAACACAGAACACGUUUUGCCUGGCCUGAAGAAUUGUCCGGGACGGCUGGGAUUGUCAGUCAGGAAGGGGACGCGCCGUCUACAACAUGUCGGCUUCGUGGGUCUUCUUGUUCGGUUUGCUCCUUGGAGUUUCAGUGCAAGUGGUGCACGGAAACUUUUUUGAUGGACUAAAAGAAGGAUUAAGUAAUUUUGGCGAUGGUGCAAAGGAGUGGGGGGAGGGAGUUGGCGAUAGCUUCAGGAAUUUUGGAAAAGGAGCGUGGGAUAAAAUAAAUCAAUGGAAGGAUUCGGCUAUGGAUAAAUUCUUGAGUUCCGACUCGAUACCUGAGAGAGUAAAAGGGUGGAUAAGAGGUGGUGAUUAUUCGGAUGCCAAAGUAGACGAACUCGUGGGAAAGAUUCUACCUGAGGCCUGGAACGCAAGGAAAUUAGAAGGCGAGUGCAAGCUGGGGCUGGGAGGGGCUGAUGAUGAGGGGAACCAGAAGCUCUGGCUGUUUCGUCUGGGCGAGAAUGGGGGCGAGCUGGUCAGCACGGAUGCACGGGGCGAUGGACGCAACUUUACGAAGUUCUCCGGUACCCGGGAGGAGGUGGCUAGGGCCAUUAAAAAAGUGGCUUCUGAAGGGCAGGACGAAAUCAUCGUGCCGGGCAAUGAUCUCACCGGGGAACAGCCGGUGAUGUGGAAAGUUAAAGAUGACAAGAUCUUCCGGGGAGAAGUUGUCGCCUCCUGCAACGUCGAAACGAGGAGUAAGAUUAAAGAUCGCACCAGACAGGUUCAAAAUGGCGGGACCUCAACCAUCGGAGGAAAGGAUGUAGCUUGGCCUGCUGAAACGACCCCUGCUCCGGAGAACAGGGCGACCAAGGUGACCGAAAGCAGCCGACCCCAGGACGAUGAAGGCUCUGAGGUCUUCAGCGGUAAAUAUUCGCCUGACCCCCGGGAGGUGUAGGCCUCAGCUCCCGGGAAGAGCUUAAAGGGCUCCGGUCCCCCUGGGCCCCGAUGAAACCCUGGGCCCGGGCACCGACCCCAUUGCAUGAAAGGGAGAAAGCGUGGAAUCAAGACAUGGCCUUGUAGUGUGCCAUUGCAUGCUUAGUUAAAAGCAUUUGCUUCUUCGUAUCAUUUAAUGCUGUAUUUAUUGUAUUUCAAUAGCGACACAUGGAUUUUCUUAAUCAUAUACAUUUCGUAAUUAUAAGUUCAAUUGAUCACACAUGCACACACAGAUACACACACAUGCACACACACACACACACACACAAACACAAACACAAA